This is a messenger RNA of Coniosporium apollinis CBS 100218, 1416 nucleotides long. RefSeq lists its product as uncharacterized. Gene Ontology annotation, molecular function: structural constituent of nuclear pore. Gene Ontology annotation, biological process: nucleocytoplasmic transport. NCBI's taxonomy places the organism in Eukaryota, Fungi, Ascomycota, Dothideomycetes. The transcript is spliced from 3 exons. The record is from RefSeq and is a predicted model, not a curated record. Gene Ontology annotation, cellular component: nuclear pore. Bases 1 to 1416 code for a protein of 471 amino acids.
AUGCCUCGAAUCCCAAUACGCAACAAGCAGGCGGGCUUUUCGGGUCUACGGCAGCAUCGCAACCUCAGCAAACCGGAGGGUUGUUUGGGACGGCUACCAACACCCAGCAGCAGCAGCAAGGCGGAGCAAAGUGGUGGGCUAUUCGGAUCCGCCGCCGCGAGUCAACCCCAGCAGACUGGUGGGCUGUUUGGCUCGGCACCAGCAGCGCAACCGCAGCAGCAGACUGGAGGACUGUUCAGCGGCCUGGGGAGCACGUCACAACCGCAGCAGAGCGGAGGUCUAUUUGGGCAGGCGGCCGGCGCGCAGCCGGCAAGCAGCUUGUUUGGAGCCGGCAAUGUGCAAACGCAGCAGCCGCAGCCGCAGCAGAGCAGUAACCCUUUCGGAGGCUCUCUAUUCGGCAACCCGCAGAGCAAACCCGCCGCGCCGUCACUUUUCUCAACAGCACCCACCUCCCAAGCCCAGCCCUCCCUCUUCGCUCCCUCCGCCGCAAACCUCACCACGCAACAGCAACCCUCCCUCUUCAACGCCAGCUCCAACAAACCCAACCCCUUCAGCCUCACACUCGGCCAGAACCCCAACAUGCAAGCCCCCAACCCCCUAGGCGGUAGCCUCUCGGGCCAAUCCACCACCGCCUCCACCGUUCCCGGCGUACGCAUCGACCUCAGCUCCAUCCGCGGCACGACCCGCUUCAGCGACCUGCACGAAGACCUCCAAAAGCAAGUCCUCGCAAUCGACGAGUUCAUCUCCGUGCAGCAGAACCACGCGUCUCAGUGCGCGCAGAUGAUGAAGCCGCACGCCGCGAACCUAGCGUACAUACCCAACGACGUCGAGUUUGUGAGCGGACGCGUCGAGGCGGUUGAGACGGCGCUGGACAAUGACGCCGAGGCUGUGAGGAGGGUCAAGGAGGUCGUGGCGAGGGAUGUGGAGGAUGGGAGGCUUAGCUUCAAUGCUAUCGAUGCGCUGAGGCUGCCGGGGGCGUACCAUCUAGGGCAGCAGCACCAGCAGCAGAUGUAUGGGAGCUUCAUGGGUCUGGGACAUCAUGGCGUCGAUCGGGCGCCUCCGCCACCCUCAACUAUGGGCGACGCCUCGGAAGCCAACGGGUCGGCGCAGGACAUCGUGGGAUAUUUCUCUAACAAGGCGGCAGAGAUGAGUCAGGCGUUGGAGAGCUACAACAAACACAUCUCGGAGAUCGAGCAGCAUCUACGGACUGUCGAGGCGGGGACGAUGGCCCGGGCGGAGGAGCUGAUGGCAAGAGGCGCGAGGGACGCGGAGGGCGGCAAGGAAGCUAGGGUUAGGGAGCUGGUGGGCACGUUGAAGGCGUUUGAGAUGGCCAUCUUGAACGCGGCGGCUAAGGUCGGGUCGUGCAGGGAGGGGGUUGUGGAGGUUACAGUAGCGGGGUUGGGAGGGAGGAGAUGA